This is a messenger RNA of Myxocyprinus asiaticus (Chinese sucker), 5289 nucleotides long. RefSeq lists its product as uncharacterized. The transcript is spliced from 7 exons. Lineage: Eukaryota; Metazoa; Chordata; Actinopteri; Cypriniformes; Catostomidae. The record is from RefSeq and is a predicted model, not a curated record. Gene Ontology annotation, biological process: negative regulation of DNA-templated transcription. Bases 367 to 4206 code for a protein of 1279 amino acids.
CUGCAGUGUAUUGACUGAGUUUAAAGUCCAAGCUCCCUCAAACUGUCCCAGAAAGUUACAGGGGACAAACAGGUAAAAACCAACGCAUACUAUGUUGCAGCAUGCUUUCACUAUAAUGACAGGACAGUCCACGCGCAGACACAGUAGCAGCUCAUGAGGACAGAUAAUGAAGAGGACAUUCUCUGGAGACAGCGGCAGUGUCACCAGCUCUACUUUUUUCAUAAAAAUGUCAACUAGGCAUCAAGCACUCCAUGCAAAAGUAAUCUAAAAAGCAAGACUAUGAGAGAGAUCUGCCUUCAAAUUAAGAUGGGACCUCACUGAAAUCCUUUUUAAGGCAGUUUAAGAUGGUGUAAUCCAACAGCAGCCAUGUCCAACAAAGCUUCCUCUAAACGGCAUUAUCAGCCAGCAGCAGAGUUUGAUGAUGUCACGCUUGCCAACAAAAGGGAGUAUUGGAGGACCAAAAAAAGAGAGCAGAGAGCAAGAAAGUUAUCGACCAUGAAGAGGGGGACAUGUAAACAUGCAGUUAGCAUGUCCACUGUUAGUGAUGAACACUCCUCACAGAUACCUAAAGUGGUCAAUGAUUACCCAAUGUGUAAAAGUGAUGUUUCAUGCAAACUGGAAGAUGUUGAUACUCCUAAAAACUUAUCCAGCUUAUGUCUAUUAGUAUCUGAGAGUAAUGUUAAUACAGUGCCAUGUCAAAAAGAAAGAUGGUUUCAGAGGACUAAACUCAGCAAUGUCUUACCUCAGUUCCCAGAAACAAGCACAAAGUCCCUGAAGGGUGUAAUGGGCAAUAAUAAAAAAGGAAGGUCCUCAGUUACAGGGUCAUCAAACACAGAUGCUACAAUGGUCAAACACGGUGAAUAUAUCUGCCCCACGGGCUGUUCAGUUCCUACAGCAUGCAUUGAGUUGCAUCCAAACAGCACACUUCCUCAAAAAACAAGUAUAAGAAUGUCAGCCCUCCAUGGCAACCAUUUAGCAACAUAUCGGCAAAGCCUUGUUUCCAUGGAUUUACCUGUACACAACAACCAAAAUAAGCCUAAAAUUAAAAACUGUUUACCUCUCAGACCCUUGACCACAGGGGAUUGUAAAGUUUCUAAAAAUCAUAGUUACCUUGGCAGCAAAAGGCCCAUCACAAAGAGGAAAACAUGUGCCUUUGACUCAGAGCAGAACACUGUUGGAGCUAGAACCAUUGGAACAUCAAUGACUGAAGAAGAGAUGGCUGCUAAGCGUAGAGAAAACUGGCGCAUCAGAAAGCGAGAGCAGAGAGCAAAGCUUGCUGCAAAGCUGGCCAUGGACAGAGAAAGGAGUCUUGGACAACCUUCCUGUGUUCGGAUGGUACAAGUUUUAUCUCCUGUUAACACUAAGACCUUGAGAAGACUCAACCCCAACUCGACAAAUCCCGAAACCCUCAAUCAGCAGUCAUUGGGAUUAAAAAUUGAGGGUUCUCCGGCAUCAUUUGCAAAAAACUCAAUGCAAUAUCAUGUUCAGGGCACAAAACCAUCUUUAUCCUCUAUUUUACAGAAGUCCUCAAGUGCCACCCAAACUAUUAACAAAUCCAAAGUGAAUAAACGUACUCCAAGGAGACACCGUCAAAAGCAAAUGCGGACAUCUCUCCUUGGCGAUUCCAGAGGUGAGAACCCGGAGGAUAGGCAUGCCAAGCAGAAAGAGUACUGGCAAAUCAAAAAGUGUGAACAGAGAGCAAGGCUCUCUGAAGAGGUGAAAGUCAAAUUGAAGGAACGAGAUGUAAUUAAGUAUAGAGUUAAAAGCUACCACAACAGUUUAAAUGAGAUAUGCAGUGUUCAAGCAGGCUGCCAGAAAGCUCACCAAUCAAGAGAAAACGCAUUGACAAGUGCCUCUGAGACCAUUGGUGGUUUUAUCAAAGAAGAUGGCACAGCCUUCAUUUCAAAUACUUCUUCCGAUUGUUCUCUAGCUGCUAGUCAUGAUUUUUCAAAUGUGAAUUGUAUCGGAGAGGUAAAAGUUCAGGUUCAGGUUAGUUCACCCCUAUAUCCAGAUGCUCCAUCAGUCCCAAUGUCACCAAAGCUAGUUGCGGUCCAGAAUAAGGCUGCUCCAUGCAGUAUUUCAAGUAACUUCAUUAAUGCUCACCAAAAGUCCAUUGGGCACCAUUUUUCAAGAACCUCUCUGCGUAAAUCCAAGUUAGCCCAAGGUGCAGUUAUGGGCAGUAUGACCGUGACCAUGCAGAUUGGAAGCCCAACAGAGGAGGAGCGGGUGGCCCGCAUGAGGGAGUACUGGAGGAUAAAGAAACGAGAGCAGAGAGCUUGUCAGGCUGCUCGGCUCAGGAAUGGUCUGCUUAAGUCAAAGGUUUUAGUGUUAAAGCAGAGAAAGCAAAACCAGAAGUCAACCAAACGUUGCCCUUUAAUGGUGCCUCCAAAUGGUAUUACUUCAUCUGUUGAUACAACAAUUUGUGUAUCCUCAACCAGUGCCCCAUUUCUUACAGCCACCAGAAAACAAGAACACAUCUACCCCUCUGCACAGGCUGAAAUUAGUACAUUUAUUAAUGCUACAGACAACAAACCUUCACCCUGUUCACCUUCAGAGUCACGCAUUGAGCCUCUAGCAGUUGCUGACCAUAAUGCUACCACUUUUCAGGCUUUAUCCUCCAUGAAAAAGCUCCUGGAGGAAUCAACUAGCACUAAAUUAGAAUCAAUUAGAACUAAAGAUGACCUUACUUCUGAAUAUACUGAGACAAAUGUACAGUCAAAUGUUACCUUACAACAGAACAUCUUGUUAGAGUGUGACAUCUCAGUGGAUAGAAGCCAUAAAAAAGACAAAUUGAGUUCAUCACUUUACCACACUCCCUCUGAGUCAUUAGGCUUAUCUUCUGAAGACACCAGCCAAUAUCACUCCCAUAACAUAAAUGAAGGGGCUGUGGAUGGAAACCAUGCCCUUUCUCUAGUGGAUAUGCAACAUAUGGGCAGAAACAUCCAGAAACAUAGUGAUGAGAGAAGAGAUCCCAAUCAGUGCUGCCAUUUACAGUCCAUGCAAGAGCAGCAGCUAGAUGAGAACAAUGAGCUUCAACGAAAGAGAGAGUAUUGGCGGUUAAUGAAGAGACAACAGCGGGCCAGAAAAGCCAUUACAAGACAGGGAAGCAGAGAUGCAGUUCUUCACAAUCUGGCUUCACAGCCAGAACAGGUGAAAGGUGGCAGAAAUCAAGUUCAGCAUCCACCUUCUGCUGCAUCACAAAGCUCCACAUGCCACAUAACCGUCUCCAAUAAUCAUGAUGUUAAUAUUGCUGACACUGCACCUCCCACUCCUAUUCUGGUGAGUCCUAUUAUCUCUACCCAACAUCUUUCAAACGAACAAAGGCUGCUGUCAGUAAAGGACCAACAAGAUCAGACAUCACAGGCUCUUCAGGAGAAACCACGGCAGAACCAGUUUUCACACACUUCAAGCAAAACUGUCAUGCGAGCCACGUCCCAGGACACUGCCACAUACAGACAGAUUCUCAUUCAGAAGAAAAAAAGAUGCACAAAGUCUGCAAGUCCACAAACACAUCUAACAGAUCCAUUCAUUUGUAAAUCAAGAACUAAGAGAAGCCACAUCACGACAACCCCAUGUCCACAAGAUGAUCCAGAGGAAGUUGUUCGUAAAAGGCGCAUGCAUUGGAGGAUCAAGAAACAGGAGCAGAGAGCAAGAAAGGCAGUACGUUACAGGAAGUUUUGCCAGACAAUGGUCAACCACUGGGAUCCCAUCCCUCCACAAAGCCCCUUACAUCAACACCUGGCUUCACAGGGUCAGAACAACACCAGCUUCUGCUUAGAAGUUUUGAGCAUAAAAUCAGACGACCACCUAGGCUACAUAGCUGAGCCAUGUCAAACUGGAUUUAAAGAGGAAUUGAGCUUUGCACGUGACGAUGCCGCAGAGGUACCUUUAUCGCUGGCAGAUUGGAGAAAUGUCUACCUCAUGGACUUUGACCCUGUCAACCUGCAGUUGGUGUGUAUGGUUUGUGGAGAGCAGCAGUACUUCCACAGCAUGGAUGGAGUGAAGGCUCACAUUGAAGAGGGACAUCCCAAUACACUCUCAUUAGGAGAGCAGGAGCAUCAGGGCAUUCUUGAUGCCUGGGGAAAAACAGGUGGCUGUCCGAGAGCACUUCAUCACCAACCAGCUUUGGCAGCAAAGCCGGCUUCCACAGAUCAAAGUGCAAACUGCCCGGUCAAGACUGAAGUGAAGGUUGAGGGCUCAGACUAAUUGCUUGAACAAAAGUGGCAGACUUCAUAGAUUGAAGACCUUUGGAAGUGCUGACACGGACCCAUUUAUUCCUCUCUAUUAACUGCCAUCAUAGACAAGAGUCGAACCAAGUAAUACUUUGUUUGUUUUUGCGUGGUCUUGCUUUAGUUAAGAAUGAAGGCAAAUGUGAAAGUACUAAAUUUGUGUUUAUGAUUUAAGAUUAUUAUCUUGCUUAGUGAUAGGAGCAUAUUGAAAAGUUGAUUCCUCUUAUCACAGUUUCUUAAAUACUGGUACUAUCCAAAACAUUCUAUUAUUUGUAAAUGAGGUAUGGAGAAAAGUAUGAAACUUUCUUUUGAGUGAACUAGAAUGUUAUUCUGUAAAUUGAGAAUCUUUCAUUUUGAUUUUUCUUUUUUUUUCAUAUUUUUGUUUCUGCAUAUGUUGCACUUUUCAGAAAUGUUGAACACAUUAUUUUCUUGAGAAAUUUUGUUGCACUGCAUAGUAUAUAUUAUUUUGUUAAUAAUUUAUUAAUAAUGUUAGGAACUGACUGCCUCAGUCACCAUUCACUUUCAUUGUAUGGAAUAAAGAUGCAAUGAAAGUGAAUGGUGACUGAGGCAAUCGGUUCCUAAAAUUCUACUUUACACCUUUUGUGUUUCAUGGAAGAAAGGUCAAAUGGGUUUGUAACAAUAUUAAUGUGUAAAGUGUGUAAAUGACAACAGAAUUUUCAUUUUUGGGUGAAAUAUCCCUUUAACAAUUCUCUUGAAUAGGCCUUAUUGCCUUUAUAAGUGAUUUGAUUGCCAUUUUCCCUUAAAACGGUAUAUUAAAAAAAUUAUGUUGGACAAAUGUGUGUACUUUUAAAUCACAUUUUUGUUGAUAACUGGUUAUAACCAGCAUUUAACAGUUUAUGAAGUUUUGGUGUUUUUUUUUUAUUAUUUAUUUUUUUUAUUAUUAUACACAGACCACUAGUCUGAAACAAGCACAAGGAUGACUUAGAAUCAUCAAAUAUCAUCUGUAUUUUGGCAUACAUGUUUUAUGUUAGCCAUUAAAAUCUAAGCCAAGGCAAAAUACUUAUUUAUUAAUAAUGAUUUAAAUAAAUUGUGCUUCCCU